Chinchilla lanigera (long-tailed chinchilla) is the source of this 1740-nucleotide messenger RNA. RefSeq names its product leucine-rich repeat containing G protein-coupled receptor 4 (gene Lgr4). Lineage: Eukaryota; Metazoa; Chordata; Mammalia; Rodentia; Chinchillidae. The record is from RefSeq and is a predicted model, not a curated record. Gene Ontology annotation, biological process: G protein-coupled receptor signaling pathway. Gene Ontology annotation, cellular component: membrane. Gene Ontology annotation, molecular function: protein binding; protein-hormone receptor activity.
UGAAGGCCGUUCUCCGUUGUGUCUUGCAGGGAUAUCAGCAUGAACAACAUUACACAGCUGCCGGAAGACGCAUUUAAGGACUUCCCGUUCCUGGAGGAGCUACAGCUGGCCGGCAACGACCUCUCCUUCAUCCACCCGAAGGCCCUGUCGGGGUUGAAAGAGCUCCGAGUCCUCACCCUGCAGAACAACCAGCUGAGGACGGUCCCCAGCCAGGCCAUGCGGGGCCUGAGUGCCCUGCAGUCCCUGCGGCUCGAUGCCAACCACAUCACCUCCGUGCCCGAGGACAGCUUCGAGGGGCUCGUGCAGCUGCGGCACCUGUGGCUGGACGACAACAGCCUGACGGAGGUGCCGGUGCGGCCGCUCAGCAACCUGCCUACCCUGCAGGCGCUCACGCUGGCCCUCAACAACAUCUCCAGCAUCCCCGACUUCGCCUUCACCAACCUGUCCAGCCUCGUCGUGCUGCAUCUGCACAACAACAAGAUCAGAAGGCUGAGUCAGCACUGCUUCGAUGGCCUGGAUAACCUGGAGACCUUGGACCUGAAUUACAACAACUUGGAAGAAUUUCCCGAGGCUAUUAAAGCGCUUCCCAGCCUGAAGGAGCUGGGCUUCCACAGCAACUCCAUCUCAGUCAUCCCCGACGGCGCCUUCAGCGGCAACCCUCUGCUCAGGACCAUACACUUAUAUGACAAUCCUCUGUCUUUCGUGGGGAACUCGGCAUUUCACAAUCUGUCGGAUCUACAUUCCUUGGUCAUUCGCGGCGCGAGCAUGGUGCGGAGCUUCCCCGACCUGACCGGCACGGUCCGCCUGGAGAGCCUGACGCUGACGGGCACGAGGAUCGGCAGCAUCCCCCGCAGCCUGUGCGAGGAGCAGCGCGCGCUGAGGACCCUGGAUUUGUCUUACAACAACAUAAGAGAUCUUCCGAGCUUCAAUGGCUGUCGUGCUCUGGAAGAAAUUUCACUGCAGCGAAAUCAGAUCUCCCAGAUAAAGGAAGGCACCUUCCACGGGCUGGUGUCCCUGAGGACUCUGGAUCUGAGUAGAAACCGGAUCCAUGAGAUUCACAGCAGCGCUUUUGCCAAGCUUGGGGCAAUCACUAACCUAGAUGUAAGUUUCAACGCACUGACGUCCUUCCCCACGGAAGGCCUGAGCGGGCUGAACCAGCUGAAGCUGGUGGGCAACUUCGAGCUGAAGGGAGCGCUCGCACCGAAAGACUUCACGAACCUCAGGUCUCUGUCGGUGCCCUACGCGUAUCAGUGCUGCGCCUUCUGGGGGUGCGAGUCCUACGCGAGCCUACACACGGAGGACGGCGGCCUGCAGGACCAGGGCGCGGGUGCAGCGGGCGCGGGGAACGGCUCGGCCAGCGCGGAGCGCCAGGAGCACAGUCAGAUAAUCAUCCACUGCACGCCGCCCACAGGCGCCUUCAAGCCCUGCGAGUACCUGCUGGGAAGCUGGAUGAUCCGCCUCACCGUGUGGUUCAUCUUCCUGGUGGCGCUGCUGGCCAACCUGCUGGUCAUCGUGGCCACGUUCGCGGCCGGCGCGGCGCCGUCCUCCUCCAAGCUGCUGGUGGGCCUGAUCGCCGUGUCCAACCUGCUCAUGGGCGUCUACACCGGCGUGCUCACCCUCCUGGACGCCGCGUCCUGGGGCCGCUUCGCCGACUUCGGCGUCUGGUGGGAGACCGGGGGCGGCUGCCGGGCGGCCGGCUUCCUGGGCGUGUUCGCCUCGGAGAGCGCCGUGCUGCUGCUG